GCUGUCAAAACAGCAGACAGUUUAAAAAAACCCUAAUUGUAGCAUUUUGGGGUGAAUGUUGGUAGCCAAAGCCUGUUCCACUUUGACAGCAGACACCUCCAAGACAGCACCCCUCCAAGACUUUCCAUUUUGCACUUCUGCCAGUACUCACCUCUACACUUGUGCAGGACCAACUAAAAACUUUUUAAAAAUUAACUUACAUAUUUGCACAAAUUUUUAGUGCUGAAAAAUGGAAUGGAAUGGGAUGACAAAUCAAUGACAGUCCACUGUGCUGUGUGGUCUUUUUGUGUCAUAAGACUGAUAGGAUCAUGAAACCAAGAACUGGUUUUUAAUGACCUCCACAAAAUUCCCUGAAAUUUGGGAUGUCAAAUACUCUUUGGCUAUUCUGUGAAUGGCAAAUACUUGUUAAAUGUUUGGUAUCUGUAUUCAGUGAACAAUUAUAUUUUUCAAUAUUGUGUAUUUGAUGGAUAUUUUAUAUUUGAUUUUUGGGAGCAAUGUUUUGUCUUUCCUUUCAUAUGGCUGCUGAAAAGUAAGUUCCUGGGGACUGGUCAGCUCCAGAAGGCAAGAAAGAACAGGCCUUCUCUGGCCAUGGCACAGCUGCCACCUGGCAGGACAGAGGAAUACUGGGACAGAUGCUGUGAGAAAGAACAAUACUGGGCAAUGUCCAGCAAACUCACUGGACAUCUGAAAAGCACACUGAGUUCAGGGAUCCAAGAUCAUUUAGAAAUCAAGAUCUAGAGUGACUCCUGAAAGGUGUACAGAUGCCUGUGAAAUAGUGUGGAAUUGCCAAAAAAGGGAACACUUAGAUGGGUAUGCUUGAUAGUAGGUGGAAAAUCACAAAUAACAGCAUUGUCUAUUAAUGAGUCUUAAGAUGUUCUUCCUAUCACAUCAGCAUUCAGGUGCUUCUGGCCCAUGAGUUCCAGAUACUGAAGAAUAGAACUCACUCUCCUGUGUCAGUACAGAAGACAAGGUGCUCUUGUUCUUCCCACAUAAGCAAUUGAGAGACAAAACAGAAGUAUGGAGAUGAAAUGGAGGCAAUCAGGCUUUUCACAAGUAGGAUUGGAUAAGCUUUGAACCUUGUAGGACCUUGACAAGUGGACUGAGCAGAAGUCAUGAUACUCCUCUGUGCUUUAAAUGAUGGAAAGUGACAAAUUCCAUUCGUAUCUGAAGUCUAAUGUGUCAUCAGUUUAACUCUUUAUAGAACUGAACAGAAUGUGCCUAAGAGGAGGCAUCUAUGAGAAACUCAUUUCAGAUCAUUUUUGGAUUUACCUGUGCACAUCUUCUGGAAUGUAUGUGGACUCUCAUACAAUCUGCAACCGAAGUCCAUACAUUUCCAAGCUUGCAAUGUGAUGCAUGGAUCCGAAAACAAGGCUGGUGUAGAUGGAGAAAGCAUUGGAAACUGUCCUUUCUCACAGCGUCUCUUCAUGAUACUUUGGCUCAAAGGAGUUGUGUUCAACGUUACCACAGUUGACCUGAAAAGAAAGCCAGCUGAUUUACAUAAUUUAGCUCCUGGGACCCACCCACCAUUUCUGACUUUUAAUGGGGAAGUCAAGACAGACGUUAACAAAAUUGAGGAAUUUCUGGAAGAGACGCUUUCACCUCCAAAGUACCCCAAGCUUGCUGCCAAACACCGAGAAGCAAACAUUGCAGGCAUAGAUAUAUUCUCCAAAUUUUCUGCAUAUAUAAAAAAUGUGAAGCAACAGGACAAUAACAGUCUAGAGAAAGGCUUAACAAAGGCUUUAAAGAAGUUGGAUGACUAUCUGAGAACUCCUUUGCUGGAAGAAAUAGACGCAAGCUGCACGGAGGAGGAGAAGGUUUCAAAGCGCAAGUUUCUGGAUGGGGAUGAGCUGACCCUGGCUGACUGCAACCUUCUGCCCAAGCUUCAUGUCGUCAAGAUUGUGACAAAGAAAUAUCGAAACUAUGAGUUCCCAGCAGAGAUGACAGGACUUUGGCGAUACCUGAAAAAUGCUUAUGUUCGGGAUGAAUUCAUCAACACCUGUGCUGCUGACAAAGAAAUUGAAUUAGCAUAUGCAGAUGUGGCCAAACGGCUUAGCAAAUCCUAAUCAAAACUGCAAGACCUCUCCGGAUAAUUUCAAUUUCUUAAAUGCCUCUCUGCAAUGCUUUUAUAUGGACAGAUGUACUCUAGCAUUGUUUUCUGGGUGGCAUAUUUGGGUAGUAUCUCGUGAAUCCCUCCCUCUAAAGGUCAUGGGGAAACUGGUGUUUCCCUUCUCCCCCGUAGCCCUGUGUGGCAUGCCCUCAAAAUCCACUCUGAAUAGCUGAGGGACCUGCCAGAGCAUAUUUUGAGAAGUUCAGGGAAAAAGAAAUGCCUACCACAGAGGCUGCUACCUGUUUGCAUGACUUAAGAUUUUCUCCCUGUAUUAUGUUCCCUGGACUGCUAGAAAUACACAGGUUUUUCUUAGACAAAAAUUGAAGUUUGCAAUGUACAUAAGAAAUAUACCACUGAGUUGGAGCAAAUAUUAUACAUAAUAACGUUUGAAACCAUGUGCUUUGUUUUACAGCCACCUGCUAACACCACAUUCUUUUCCUAGAAUUUACAACUUUAAGUAGAAUAGACAUGUGAAGUGUACUUGAGGGUUUGAAAAACCCUUUGUAGAGAUUUGAUAUGAUCUGGGAUGGGUAGAAAAAUAAGAUGGUUAUAAGAAAAUGGGCACCAUCCUAAGGGGGAGGGCAUCUUUAGGAGAGGAUGGGCAAGGGCAAUGUGUUUUUGGAUUCCAACUUGCAUCAGCUCCAUUCAGCAUGGCCAAUGGCGAAGGAUGAUGGUAUUUGCAAUCCCAUAACAUGUGGAAGCUACGAGUUGCCUCUGCCUGCAAGCCUUGAGAGACAGAUUUAGAAUCAUCUUUGGAUCUCAUUGGAUUAGGAGAUAAUUAUAAUAAGAAUCUGAUGCUGCUGGGACUGCCUAGGGGAAUGAUAGAACUACAGGUGCUAUUCAGCACAAAACCCCACAGUAAGGAAAUAGUAAGUGAAAUAAUUGUGUGCUCAUUUAUUCAUGAUUCAGAGAUGUUUGGAAUAUAAAUAUGAAUGCUGAUAUAAAACAAGCCUAGAUAAAUUUGAAAUGACAA
Messenger RNA from Varanus komodoensis (Komodo dragon), 3080 nucleotides. RefSeq names its product chloride intracellular channel 5 (gene CLIC5). The record is from RefSeq and is a predicted model, not a curated record. Bases 1350 to 2063 code for a protein of 237 amino acids. NCBI's taxonomy places the organism in Eukaryota, Metazoa, Chordata, Lepidosauria, Squamata, Varanidae. The transcript is spliced from 6 exons.